AUGCUGGAUAAUAAUUUCUCGGAAAAUCAGCUACGUAGCUAUCUAUCAUCACUUCAAAAUGAGAUUAAAUCUUCAAGCUGUUCGGUAGAAAUAGUAUCAGAAUUUCUACGUGGACCAUUGGAUUUUUUUGAAAACAAAAACUGGAAAGGUCCUUUUCCAAAUCGACAACUGCAUAAAUAUUUUCUUACAAAACUCUAUUCAAAGCAUUUAAGUUUUAUACUUGAAAAUAUUAUAAGCAAUUGGUUUGAGAUUCUUACUAGAUCACAACAGCAAAUGCUAGUCACUGAGUACUUUGUUCCUUCAGGAGAAAAAAGUUUGCAGAAACAAACAAGAGCAUGCAUUUCUUUACAAGUCCUUGUAACUCAUUUUUCUGUUUCUAGUCAACAAAAUUCUCAUCUUGAACAGCGACAGCAAAUCUAUUUGUUGAUGAUAAUAAAAAAAUUUUUAGUAUCACUUUUUAAUACCUAUUCUAUAAGCGAUUUCUUUGAUGCUAUCUUGAGUAAUGAAGAUAUAAAUCUCAAUGAAAGGUUUCCAUACUGGAAAGAAUUUGUGAGUCUUGUUUGUUCUAUACCAGAAAGGACUGCAAAUUUAAUGGUUUUAAACCAAAAUCAAGUUUACAAUUCAAGAUCACCAGAGGAUGAUGUUUUAAAGGGCGCAAUUGAAGUGUUUGUGUUUGCUUUUGGUGAACUAUUCUCAAAGAUUUGUAGGAUCGGCCAUUCAAAAAUCCUUGUUCAAGCAAUUUAUCAUUUUCUAGUGAGACGUCUUCAUCCUUCUGUUAAUAGAACCUAUCAAGAUAUUUGGCAUCGAGUGACUGCAUCGUUUUCUCCACAUAUGCUAGAGUCAUUUAUUACCUCUUUAUUACUCUAUGCCCAAAAUUGUGAUCUUUCAAAAGUUUCUACUCCAGUUUCUAUGGAUGAUCAAUCUCGACAUUUGAUUCGUAAAAUUGCUAAAAUAUUAAUGUUGUUAACUGGAAAUAUAAACAAUGAAUCUAUAUUGUUUUUGAUUAAAUACAAAUAUUUUGUGGGCGGAAAAUCAUUUUCUGUACCUAUUUUAAGAGUUUUAUGCUGCUUUUUAUGUUGGAGAGGGCUUCAAAAGGAGGCAAAUGAUGAUGAUAACCUAAAUCUAAAGCCGUUAAUAAAUGAUGAUCUUAUUAAUGUCCUCAAAACUCUCAUAUCGUCCUGGUCUGACCCAACAUUCGUUAAACAUGGAUCCAUUACUGAUCAAAAAUAUAUAACAAGUGCAAUUCUCAUAUUAUUCGGUUAUCUUCCCAAAGAAACUCUAAUUGAUGCAGGAAUCACCAGAGAGAUUGUCUCUGGUGUAUCUCGGUGGUUACAGAAUUCAUCCGAAGAGUCGCGGAAAUUAGGAAUGAUUACUGCAGAAACGCUUUCAAGAUUAACUGAUGAAACUGGCAACGUAUUGGAUUUUGAAUUAAAUUCUGAAGACGAGAAUGUAAAAUAUUUAAGGCAAUUAGUAGAAGUCAAAGAUGGACUUUUGGAUUUGCCAGAUAUUGAAAAUGAUGAUAUUGAAGAUCAAGAAAACACAGUAUCAAAAUCUGAUCAAAUUGUGGAUUUUUCUGAGAAAUAUUAUAAUACUGAAAUUCCCAUCGAUAAAAAUAUCAAUUCUCAGCCUGUAGAUUCUGAUGAUGAUGACGAAUUUGAACCAUAUCCGAUGGAAGAAGAAAGUGAAAAUGAGGAGGAUGAUAAGUGUGAACCACAAACAAAAAAGAAGAAAGUUCUUCCUCCAGUAUACAUAAUUGAUCUGCUAUCAUAUUUAAAAUCUUCUGAUGAUCUCGAUAAGAUAGAAGUAGCGAUUAAUACUGCCGCGAAAUUGAUUAGAGAUAAAACGGGUUUUGGAAUGGAAUUGGAUGACCAUGCGGAUGAAUUGGCAAGAAUACUUAUUAAUUUACGGGAUACUUUCGAACUUAAGAAAUUUGAUGAAAAUAGACAAGCUGCAUUGAUUGCUCUUGUAUGUGGAAGUCCCAGGAUCACCGUACCGUUUAUCAUUCAACAGUUUUUCGAAACGCGAUACUCAUUAUCUGACAAACUCAUGAUCUUGUCUGCAUUAUCAUCAGCUGCAAAGGAAUUAUCCGGAAUACGGAUAGAAGAGAUAAAGGAUAUACCUGCUAAAAAAGAGAUUCCAUCGAUAGAGUUAACUACCCAAUCAACAAGUGAUCUUGGUUUAAUAUCUAAAAAUACCUUAAACGGUCCAACUUCUGAUAAAGUACGUUGGCUGUCACGAAGACCAAAAGUAGAAUAUGCACGUCUUAAUUCAACAAAGAAGAACAGAUUCAAUGAAUUAGCAGCAAAAACUUUUUUUUCCCCUUUAUUAGCAGGAUUUUGGAUAUGCGAUCAAGGUGAAAUUUUAUAUGAGCCAGUAUUAGUGCACAGAUAUGUGGUAACAUUGGCGAUUUUUGUUCAGUGUUCUAUAAAUACUGUCGAUCUUAUACAAAUUGACAGAGAAUAUUGGGAUUUAUUAUUAUCUUUAAGAUAUAAUGAUGAUCCAACUGUUUUAUCAGCAUUAUUAUUUGGUAUCAAUUCUAUAUUGAAUUCAUUAUCUGAACGUGAAUUGGCAGAUGAUUUUGGUAAAGAAUUGGUUGAAACUCAACAAUGGAUUAAUGCACUCUUAGAAAAUCAGAAUAAUGAAAAUAUUCAGCCCAUGGCAGUUUGGAUACUGGCAAAAAUCCAAGGGAUUGUAUCAAACUAUCAAAGAUUACUAUUAGGCGAUUUAUUGCCAUUAACAUAA
Dentiscutata erythropus is the source of this 2742-nucleotide messenger RNA. The record is from the annotation of a GenBank genome assembly. Lineage: Eukaryota; Fungi; Glomeromycota; Glomeromycetes; Diversisporales; Gigasporaceae.